This is a messenger RNA of Papilio machaon (common yellow swallowtail), 2622 nucleotides long. It is a transcript of the gene Sqor, whose product is annotated as sulfide:quinone oxidoreductase, mitochondrial. The record is from RefSeq and is a predicted model, not a curated record. Bases 203 to 2614 code for a protein of 803 amino acids. Lineage: Eukaryota; Metazoa; Arthropoda; Insecta; Lepidoptera; Papilionidae. The transcript is spliced from 14 exons. Gene Ontology annotation, cellular component: mitochondrion. Gene Ontology annotation, molecular function: FAD binding; sulfide:quinone oxidoreductase activity.
GAAAAAUAUCAACAAAACAUCUGUGGUUUAUCAUCGUUAUAUUCAUUAUUAUCAUAUUAAAUUAUCGCUCUUCAUAGGUAACUCACCAUUUUCGUUACGCAAGUAAAGUAACGCAAUCAUUCAGCAUCUGAAAUCCUUCGAUACCGGGCAAUUGUACUUCUUAUAUGUACAAUUUACAUGUGUGAGAAAACAAAUUUUAACGAUGAAUAAUUUCAUAUUGCGACUACAAAACACUAAAAUAAUCUCAACAUCUAUUAGAAGUUUGUCUUUAUCAGCUUCUCUGAAUAAAAAUUAUUCAUGCAAACUGCUAGUGGUCGGAGGAGGAUCAGGAGGCUGUACUAUAGCUGCUAAAUUCGCCAAAAGACUUAAAAAAGAUUCUGUCAUUGUUUUGGAGCCUAGUACGAAACACUACUAUCAACCAUUGUUCACGCUGGUGGGUGCUGGUGUGAAGCCAGUGUCGGCUACGUGUAGGUCUGAAAAGAGCGUGCUACCGGCCGCCGCCAAAUGGAUUCGGGAUUCCGCGCAGAGUAUUGAUGCUGAUAACUGUCACGUCACCACAGUGAACGGUGACGUCAUCAACUACGAGUACAUUGUUAUCGCGGUCGGCUUGAACAAUGACUAUAGCAAGGUGCCUGGUCUAAGGGAGGCUCUGCAGGAUGAGAACAGUGGUGUGUCGACUAUAUUCGACGCGGCGUACUGUGAGAAGACAUGGCGCGAUAUGCAGAGGUUCAAGGGCGGUAACGCCAUCUUCACUUACCCCAACUCACCUAUCAAAUGCCCCGGUGCGCCGCAGAAGAUUGCCUACCUUGCUGAUUCAUAUUUCAAUAAGGUGAAUGUCCGUUCAAAAGCUAACAUAGUAUACAACACGUGCCUGCCGGUGAUAUUUGGUGUCAAGAAGUACGCAGAUGUUCUUCUUAAGGUUGUGGAGAGGAAGAACAUUCAGGUCAACUACAAGACUGUACUGAAGCAGCUCGACCACACCAAGAGAGAGGCGGUCUUCUACUGCACUGAGGAUACUACUAAGGAGUUAACAAUGCCAUACGACAUGUUGCACGUGGCGCCCCCAAUGCGCACGCCGGACUUUCUGAGCAACAGUCCUGGUAUAGUGGACUCGGCGGGCUUCCUCACUGUUGACAAGUACACGCUGCAGCACGAAAAGUAUCCGAAUAUGUACGGCAUCGGAGAUUGCACUAACACGCCUAACAGCAAGACUGCCGCAGCUAUCGCAAAACAAAGCUACGUGUUAGAACACAAUCUGCUGCAGACAAUGAAGAGGGACCAGCCCACGGAGCAGUACAACGGGUACGGCGCCUGCCCCCUCGUCACCUCCUACCACACCUGCAUCAUCGCAGAGUUCCUAUACGACGGUGUACCAAGAGAAACAUUACGUAGAUGCAAAGUUGUAAUAGUUGGAGGCGGUGCCGGCGGCUGCAGUAUAGCGUGGAGACUAGCACGACUAUUGAGAGGCAAAGAUAUCAUCGUUUUAGAGCCAUCUGAGGUUCAUUUCUACCAGCCAAUGUUUUCGCUUGUCGGAGCUGGUAUAAAGCCGUAUUCAGAUAGUCAUAGACCUGUGCAGACGUUAUUACCAGAGGAUGUGAUAUGGCUCAAAGAUCACGCAGAAGGAUUCGAUCCUAGCCUUAACGUGGUACACACGCGGUGGGGCAAGAAGGUUCAUUACGAAUUUAUGGUGCUAGCGGUCGGACUAAAAAAUGACUACGAUAAGAUUCCAGGUCUAGUGAAGGCAUUGGAUGAUCCCGAAAGUUGUGUCAAUUCGACGUAUAGUGCACAGUACUGCGAGAAGACGUGGCGCUGCGUGCGUAGCUUCGGCGGCGGCCACGCGCUCUUCACCUUCCCAAGACAGGUCGGCAAGUGCUCAGGGGCCGCGCUCAAGAUUAUGUUCCUCUCUGAUGAUUAUUGGAGACGGCAAAAACUAGAAGAGAGAACAAACAUAACAUUUGUGACGGGCAGUAACGUACUGUUCGGGGUACAGAAGUACUCUGCGGCGCUCAACAAAAUAACAGCCGACAAGAAUAUAGCUGUCAAUCGGAGCUUAGAUUUAAUGGAGCUUAACAAAACAGGCGCUACUUUCAUCACUGAUAAUGGACAGUGCAUAACGUUGCCAUACAAUUUCUUACACGUGACCCCUCCCAUGUCUCCACCCAACUGUCUGACUGCGAGCCCACAGCUGAUCGCUGACGAGGGCUAUCUAAACGUCGACAAGUACACCCUGCAGCACAAGUUGUACCCCAAUAUUUACGGUGUAGGAGACUGUAUCAAUACGACAAAUAGUAAAACUGCAGCCGCUGUUGCACGUCAAAGUUACGUAGUGGCACGUAAUUUGUUAAAAACGAUGGAGGGUAAGCCUCCUGUUGUUAAAUACGAAGGGUACGGCGCUUGUCCCGUGAUGACGUCAUACGUUAGGGGCAUACUCGCCGAAUCUGUUUAUGACAAGAAACCUUGCGAGACGUUCCCAUUUGAUCAAAGCAAUGAACACAAACUUAUCGGUUUUUUAACUAAGACAUACCUACCAUAUUUGUAUUGGAACAAAUUAAUAAAAGGAAAGUGGAAUGGACCUUUAACGUUGCGCAAAAUAAUCAACCCUUUAAGAAAAUAAACAAAAAU